Aspergillus aculeatinus CBS 121060 is the source of this 7158-nucleotide messenger RNA. Its product is annotated as polyketide synthase. The record is from RefSeq and is a predicted model, not a curated record. Bases 1 to 7158 code for a protein of 2385 amino acids. The transcript is spliced from 9 exons. Lineage: Eukaryota; Fungi; Ascomycota; Eurotiomycetes; Eurotiales; Aspergillaceae. Gene Ontology annotation, biological process: secondary metabolite biosynthetic process; fatty acid biosynthetic process. Gene Ontology annotation, molecular function: oxidoreductase activity; fatty acid synthase activity; phosphopantetheine binding.
AUGACUGAAAGCUCAACCUUCGCCACGCCCCCAGCUGGCCCUGAGCCCAUUGCUGUCAUUGGCAUGGGCUGUCGCUUUGCAGGCGAAGCAUCCUCCGUUGAAGGAUUCUGGGACAUGCUGCGCCUGGGCCGCAAAGAACAUGGCCGUGUCCCAUCAAACCGAUAUCAAGCCUCGGCGUGGAAGCAUCCCAGCCACGAGCGCGCGGGCGCUAUUAAUCAUGACAGCGGGUUCUUCUUGAAAGAGGAUCCGAGUUACUUUGAUGCUCCGUUCUUUGCCAUCACCACCAAAGAAGCUGCGGGCAUGGAUCCAGUGCAACGCUUGUUGCUUGAAGUGGCGUAUGAAGCCUUUGAGAAUGGCGGUGUCCCGAUGGAAUCUCUACCCGGGAGUGCCACUGGAGUCUACAGCGGAUGCAUGACCAACGACUACGAGUUGCUAUCCACGCGCGAUCUCAUGGACAUGCCGCAUAACUCAGCUACCGGCAACGGGAGGACCAUGCUCGCCAACCGUCUCUCCUGGUUCUUUGACCUCCGUGGCCCAAGUAUUAUGCUGGACACUGCGUGUUCCUCCAGCUUGAAUGCAUUGCAUCUGGCCACUCAGGCCUUGCGGGCAGGCGAAUGCAGCCAGGCACUGGUCACCGGAGCCAGCUUGAUCUUGCAUCCGAAUUUCACCCAGCGGCUCUCCUAUAUGCACAUGCUCAGCGCCGACGGGAUCAGCCAUUCCUUCGACAGCCGCGCCAACGGCUAUGGCCGCGGAGAGGGCUUCGGCGCGGUUCUGCUCAAGCCCCUAUCCAAGGCGCAGGCCGACGGCGAUGUAAUCCGAGCCAUCGUGCGCGCCACAGGCUCCAACCAGGACGGCCGUACUCCUGGUAUCACGAUGCCAAAUGCCGAAGCGCAGGCGGAUCUGAUCCGCGCCACCUAUCGCCAGGCUGGGCUGUCCCCGAGCGAUGUCACCUAUUUUGAAGCCCAUGGAACCGGCACAGCAAUUGGUGACCCUACCGAGUUGUCCGCCCUGGGGUCUUUCUUCGGCCCUGGAGAUCAGCAGCCGCGGAAUGAGCCCGUUUAUGUCGGGUCCGUCAAGAGUAAUGUCGGUCACACGGAGGGUGCGGCCGGCGUGGCCAGCUUGAUCAAAGUGAUCCUUUGUUUGGAAAAGGCGAUGCUCGUCCCAAAUGCGGGCUUCUCCCAGCUGAAUCCCAAGAUCCGGCCCGACGAAUGGGGUCUGCGUCUGAGCGACUCGACCACCCCAUGGCCGGCGCACCGACCGCAGCGCGCCAGCAUCAAUUCCUUCGGCUUCGGGGGCGCCAACGCGCAUGCCAUCUUGGAGAGCGCCGCCCAGUACUUGGGGAGUGGCUCCGCGCAGUGUGCGUCUGCCACUGCUGCGAAGGGAACGCCCCAGGUUGUGGUGGUUUCCACCCAUGACAAGGCCGGUCUGGACCGCACGGCCGAGAAAUGGACCACCUAUCUCGACGACCACGUCCUGGGUAAGAAAGCCGAGAGUCUCGCUCUGCCGGAUGUCGCGCACACCAUGGCCACCCGGCGCUCCCAGCUUGCGUUCCGCAGUUACGCGGUGGUAGAUUCGCUGGAAGAGCUGCGGGAGACAAUGAGCGCCGGCCUGCCCAGCUUCCCUCGCGCCAGCCGCAAGACCCAGACGCCACUGGCCUUUGUUUGCACGGGCCAAGGCGCGCAGUGGGCCCGCAUGGGAGUCGAGCUACUUGCUAAUCCGGUCUUUGCAGCGAGCGUGGACCGCAGCCAGCAACUGCUGCAGACUAUGGGCUGUACAUGGGAUCUGCUCGAGGAGAUCCGUGCCGACGCGACGGCCACUCGCGUCAAUCGACCCGAUCGCAGUCAGCCCAUCUGUUGCGCUUUGCAGGUAGCUCUGAUUGAUCUUCUCCGGAGCUGGAAGGUGUCUCCCAAGGCUGUUAUUGGCCACUCGAGCGGUGAAGUUGGAGCUGCUUAUGCGGCUGGAUAUCUGACCCACGAGGACGCCAUCAGAAUUACCUACUUUCGUGGCGUGUUUUCGCAGCAGAUUGCAGAAAAUGGCCGCCGCCGCGGGGGGAUGCUUGCUGCCGGCAUAUCUGCAGACCAGGGUCGGGAAUACCUCCGGAAAUUACCUCCGGACUCGGUCGUGGUGGCCUGCGUCAACAGUCCAUCGAGUGUCACGCUUUCGGGGAACAUCGAAGAAAUCGAGCAGCUGGAGAAGCAAUUGCAGACCGAUGGUUAUUUCGCCCGUAAGCUGCGCGUGGAUACCGCGUACCACUCGCCGCACAUGCGAGAGCUGGCCAGUCAGUAUGAAGAGGCCAUCCAAUCCGUUCAGCCCAUAGAUAAAUACAAGGGCUCUGUGGCCAUGUUCUCCUCCGUCACCAAGGAGCGGGUCCGCGCCGACGAGCUGAACGCCUCCUACUGGGUGCGCAACCUGGUGAGCCCCGUGGAGUUCGCGGCGGCCGCCACCAAGCUGGCCACGAUGACGGAAGCCGGCAAGGGCCGUCGGCGUGCGGUCCCUGUCAAGUGGGGAGGGUUCCUCGAAAUCGGCCCCCAUGAAGCCCUGAAGGGCCCGUUCAUGCAGACCCUGCAAGAGGCCAACAAGGGUCUGACCUCGUUGCCUUACACUGGAUUGGUGCGGCGCAAGGAAGAUGCGCUGCGCGUGGCCCUGCAAGCUGCCGGUCUGUUGUGGAGUAUCGGCUAUGGGAUUGACAUUGACGCCGCCAACCGUAGCCUUCUACAGGAAUCGCCGCGAGUGAGCCUCGAACUUCCGGCGUACGCGUGGAACCAUCAAUCGACUUUCUGGCACGAGCCUUUGGAGUCCGCUCGCCUCCGACAGCGCGCGGAGCCCCGGCACGAUCUUCUCGGAGUGCCGUUCGACUACCAGAACGAGUUGGAACCCCGCUGGCGCAACUUCAUCCGCGUGUCCGACUUGCCCUGGGUAGCCGACCAUGUGGUGGCGGGCUCGAUCGUCUAUCCGGCCGCGGGGAUGGUCGCUAUGGUGGCCGAGGCUGGCCGCCAGCUGGCCGACUCCAAGAAGUGGCUGGAAGGGAUCGAGUUUCACGACCUGGAGUUCUUCCGGGGCGUGGUGAUUCCUGCCGAUGAACGCGGGCUGGAAACCACGGUGCAUGUCGCCCCCCAUCGCGGAGUGCCCGGGUGGUAUGAAUUCGGCAUCUUCUCGUUGCCGGAGAAGUCUUCGUGGGUCCAGCACGCCAAGGGCUCUUUUGCCCUGCAGUACGCGGAUGACGAUGACAACGACGGCACGCAGACGGCCUAUCGCGCAGACUGGCAGAGUAUGGUGGAAGGAGUGCGGCAGACGCAGAAGGUCGCCAAAGAGACCGAUAUCGAGCACGUCUACAAGUGGCUUGGCGAGACCGGAGGAGUCACGCUGGGCCCGACUUUCCAUUCGAUGGUUGGAGUCUCCUUUGAUCCUGAAUCGCCUCGCCUGCAUGUUUCUGGGGUGGUCCCGGACACCCAACGAGCCAUGCCCCACGAGUGCGAAUCCCCGUGCUUUGUCCACCCGACCUCCCUUGAUGCCCUGUUCCAGGCCGCUGUGCUGUCCUGCUCGGAGGCGCUCACCAACCACAAUGCCAAUAUCCCCAUCGCGGUCGAGCGUCUCUACCUCUCGACGGACUUCUCCCUGCAGCCCGGCGAUCACUUCGAAGUCCAUGUGGAAACGCACUAUGAGAAUGGCGUCUCCUUCUCGGAGUCCAUCGCAUCGGACCCAUCUUGGCAGCAGCCCGGGGUGGUCCUGCAAGGAGUGAGACUUGGCCGGGUCCCCAUGCAGAACCGCUCGUCGUCCGGCACCGGCAGCGAGGAAGUUGCAGGAAGUCGAUUCUCGUCUCUCACUUGGGUGGAACAUGUGGAUUCCGGUUGCCAUCGACCUAACGGGGUCGUCAAGUGUGCUGGGGGAUUGCCCCGCUGGGUCGAAAGGCUUUGCCUUACUCACGGUGAUGCUAAAGCCUUAGUUGUGGCUGAGAAGGACAACACCGAAGAGAUUGUUCAGGCUCUUCAGUCCUUCGCACCGGGGAACACUCAGCGACCACGUCUGCAGCAGCUAACGGUUGUGUUGAUCCACCCCAACCCUAAGGAGUUGGAGGGACAGCUCAAGAGUCUCCAGAGUGCACUACCCGGGUGCCAGAGCUUAGUUGUGUCCUCACUGCAAGAGCUAGACGCAGACCUAGUGGGAGACGAUUACGAUGUGGUACUUACCGAUUAUGCAAGAGGCCAGGAUGAUGGCAACGAGUCCGAGACUUUGCUCAGCUCCCUGGGCUCCCUGACUGGACCAGAUAGCUGGAUUAUCGCUCGGACCUCAGCCGAGGAUGCGGUCGUCAGCCAUGUUGAGGCGCAUCCAGACUGGGCUCUGCGCGGCUCCCUUGAACAACCGCACUGCUCGAUCAUCCGUCGCGAAAGCUCUGCUCUUGAGCCGGGCCCGGUGAUUUAUGUCCUGUGUGCCGGGCCUGCCGAAACUGCCGCAGCUCUGUCGCACGAGCUCAAGGACAUUUUUGAGAGUACAGGUGCCAGGAUAGAGCCAGUAAGCAUCGACAAGGUAUCGGAGCUAGAAGGCAAGAUACUUAUCUCGUUGCUGGAGCUUGAUCAGCCAUGGACCAUGAACUGGACUGAAGACGAAAUGGAUCAAUUCCGAGGGCUGCUGAAGGCCAAGUGCCUCCUCUGGGUGUCUUCCCAGGGCCCCGCGGACGAGGCUCGCAGAUCCGCCAGCUCUGGGGCGACCACCGGUCUGCUGCGGACCUUGCGCAAUGAAAGGUCCGGUCUUGCGCUGCCCCAACUGUUUGUUGCCGACUCCGAUAAGGAGGCAGCCCCGCUGGCUCAAAGUAUUGCUCAUGUGCUGCAGCUCACCUUGCAGCCAUCUGGCUCCCGAUCACGCGAUUGGGAGUUCUAUGUGCAAGAUGGUCGGUUGUUCGUCCCCCGAGCACUCGCCGCCACGUCGCUCGAUGAGAGUAUGGAUGCUCUGCUCAACGGCCCGCGACCGACCCCGGCGGAGCUCGUGAACGAGAGGAGACCUAUGCGUCUUCGCACCGAGUCGCCAGACCUCCAAGACGCUCACUGGGUGGAGGAUGAGAGGAUGAACCCACCCCUGAGCGAUGACCAUGUCGAGGUGCAACUCCACCAGGUCACUAUCUUCCCACCGGCGGGGAAGAAGAAGACUCUCUUGCCAGAGGCAGGCAUCAGAGCCGUCGAGGCCGUCGGGGUCAUUCGUCAGGUCGGAGCAUCCAUCAGCUCGGCCUUUGUACCCGGGGAGCCCGUACUUUGUAUCGUGCCUAGCGAUGCAUGGUCGAGUAGCAUGGCUACGCGAGAACACGCGCAUCAAUCUGUCUCGAUGCCUGUGGCAUAUGCUACCGCUUACACCAGUCUGCUCGGUAACCCUGGAUCACCCGCCGCAUCCUCAGUCUUGGUGGUGGGCUCCGUCAGCCAGACCCUCCGGGCGACGAUAGGUUGUGCCUUGGCGGCAGGAAUGCAAGUGUAUGCAGCCGUCGAGGGAGAGAGCGCGGCCGCGGAAUUGCGCUCGAGGUACCCAGCUUUGAAGGAGGACCGCAUCAUCGCCCUCCACCGGGACCUGCCGACGACGAUCUCUCGCUUAACAGCUGGCAAGGGGGUGGAGCUCAGCGUCUGCGGCAUGGGAGGGGCUGCAACCCGUCUCGCCGCGCGGUGCCUGUCUUUCAACGGCCGUCUGGUCGAUCUCAGCGGGGAAUUGAACCUGGCUGGCCUCCCCCAGUCCAUAGCCGAUCGUGGAUGCACCGUCAGCUCCCUGCGGCUGUCUCGUCUGCUCCGCGAUGCGCCGCGCCAGCUGCAAGCCAGUUUCCACCGCGCCGUGGACCUUCUCGCGGGCGGAAAGAACAGAGCUGUGGCUAGGAUUGAAUCCUAUCCGGUCUUCCCAGUCUCCCAGCUGACCGAUGCCCUGGCCCAUGCGCGUGAUCUGGGCACCCGGGUCAUUAUCAACCUUCAGGCGCCAGGGAAGGUGCCCAUUGUGCCCGCCAUCCCUGAGCCGGCUCCGCUGCCGGCGGAGAAUACUUACCUCCUGAUCGGUGGUCUGGGAACGCUGGGAUUGUCGCUUGCGACCACCUUGGCUGAUUGCGGCGCCCGUCAUAUCGUCUUUGUCAGUCGCUCUGGAGCCGUCCAGCCGACACAAACCGCGGCGCUGGAGGGUCUGCAGGCGCAAGGCGUGCGCACUGAGGUCGUCCGCUGCGACGCUGCCCGCCGCGAGGAUGUACAGGGACUUCUCGCCCAAGCAAAGGAGCACAAUUGGCGCAUCCGGGGUAUUGUGCAGUGCGCAACGGUGCUGAAGGACGGCAUGUUCGAGCAGAUGAAAUUCGACGACUGGAAACAGUCCAUUUCCCCCAAGAUCCAGGGCACCUGGAACCUCCACGAAGCCUUCUCGGACCCGAACAGCAGCAAUGGCGACGGCGGACUGGACUUCUUCGUGACUCUGUCCUCUGUGGCCAGCGUGAUCGGCAACAUGGGCCAGGCCAACUACUCCGCCGGCAACGGCUACAUGGACGCUCUGAUGCGAUGGCGCCAGCAGCACGGGCUCCCCGGUCACAGCAUCAACAUCGGCCUCGUCCCCGACGCCAGCGGGGUGGGCGAGGCCCUGGCUGAAGAAUCGCCCGAACAGCGUCGCCAGCGCUACCGCCAUCUCGAGGGGACGGAGAUCUUGCAGCACGAGAUCCAGACCCUCUUCCGCGUCAUCGUGCAGGGCAUCUCCGAGGUCCCCGCCCAGGUCAUUGCCGGCAUGACGGACAUCCUGCCGCGCGGCGAAGACGGCGCCAGCGCAUCCCCGUGGCAGUUUGACCGAAAGUUCGACCACCGGGCCAGGCUUGCCGCCCCGGACGCACAGGACGGCGUCGAUGGCGGUGCCGGCGUGGCCCGGAAGCCGAGCGUCUUGCUGAAGAAGGCCGAGUCUGUGGAUGAGGCUGUACGCGUGGUUCAACAGGCGUUGCAGGAGUAUUUAGCUCGCGCGAUGGCCGCGGCGCCGGAUGAUAUUGAUCUGGAGCUGCCAUUUUCGGCUCUGGGUGUGGACUCACUCAAGGCCGCCGAGGUACAGAGCUGGGUGAAUCGGGAAAUGGGCGCGGAGGUCUCCUCGUUUGAAUUCCUCGGCUCCCAGCCCGUGAGAACUUUGGCCGAGAAGAUCGCCGCGGGGAGUUCUUUUGUUUCUGUUGCUGCGUAA